AUGCAAAAAACAAACCAAGUUUCAGUUGAAGCGGAGGGUAGCACUGUUGAACAGCAAGAGGCUGAUAUUGGUGCUGAUAUAUCAAAAUGCUUCAGUGGUUAUCAUCACGUGAAAUGGUAUGUCUCCAAUGCAAAACAAGCGGCCAGUUAUUUUAUUCACUGCUUUGGGUUUCAAUGGAUAGCUUAUAGAGGAUUAGAGACUGGAUCAAAGGCUAUCUCAGGUCAUGUUGUUAAGAAUGGUGAUGUCGUUUUUGAAUUUGUAUCACCAAUUGUUGUUUCCAGUUCCGAUCCAAUAGUGAAUUCACAAUUAAACGACAUUCACAAUUUCAUUAAAAUUCAUGGUGAUGGUGUUAAAGAUGUUGCAUUUGGGGUCAACAAUGUUCCAAUGGUUUAUGCGAAUGCAAUAAAGAAUGGUGCUAAAGAAGUUAGAAGCCCUCAAAAGCUAGGAGAUCAUUAUGGUAUUGUUGAAUGUGCAACAGUGGAGGUUUUCGAUGAUGUUCACCACACAUUGAUUGAUUCAUCUGGUUAUAAUGGUCUAUUUUUACCUGCAUAUGUUUUUGUAACAGAUAGCAAAUCAUCUGAAUUUUAUUUGAAUCAGUUACCAAAAGUCAAAUUUCUUCAAAUUGAUCACUGUGUUCAAAAUGAAGAUUGGAACCAACUGGAAAGGGCAUGCUUGAUGUAUUCAAAGAUUUUUGGAUUCCACAGAUUUUGGUCAGUUGACGAGAAAGCAGUUUCAACUCAAUACUCAGCACUUCGUUCAGUUGUCAUGGCUUCAUCUAACGAGUUAGUUAAAAUGCCUAUCAAUGAGCCAGCAGAAGGUCUUUUCAAAUCACAAAUAGAAGAAUUUAUAGAAUUCAACAAUGGAUCUGGUGUUCAACACAUAGCAUUAUUGACUGAUGAUAUAAUCACGUGUGUUAAAAACUUAAGAUCCAGAGGUGUUUUAUUCAUUGAUAUUCCAGCAAAAUAUUACGAUAAUUUGAAAAGAAGGCUUCAGCAGUUCAACAUCAAGCUUAAUGAAAACCUUUCAGAAUUGCAAAAGUUGGGAAUUUUAGUUGACUUUGAUGAAAAUGGUUAUUUGUUGCAAUUAUUUACCAAGCCAUUAAGUGAUAGACCAACUUUUUUUAUGGAAAUUAUUCAAAGAAACAAGCAUAAUGGAUUUGGAGCUGGUAACUUCAAAGCAUUAUUUGAAAGCAUUGAAAGUGAGCAAAAGCUUCGUGGAACCCUAGAGAAGUCUACCCACUCAACCAUCAUGGAAUAA
Molecule: messenger RNA, 1257 nt
Organism: Hansenula anomala
Lineage: Eukaryota; Fungi; Ascomycota; Saccharomycetes; Phaffomycetales; Wickerhamomycetaceae
Exons: 1
Coding region: 1-1257 (418 amino acids)
Biological process (GO): L-tyrosine catabolic process
Molecular function (GO): 4-hydroxyphenylpyruvate dioxygenase activity
Source: RefSeq, a predicted model, not a curated record